Molecule: messenger RNA, 739 nt
Organism: Setaria italica (foxtail millet)
Lineage: Eukaryota; Viridiplantae; Streptophyta; Magnoliopsida; Poales; Poaceae
Product: 14 kDa proline-rich protein DC2.15
Exons: 1
Coding region: 69-458 (129 amino acids)
Source: RefSeq, a predicted model, not a curated record
GCGAUCAAGUUAAUUUUGUUUCUGCUUUGUGCGCCUGUGUUCCAGUAAUUACUUUCCGUGUAGCAAAAAUGGCAGGCAAGGCCUCGAUCGCACUGUUCCUCGCCGUCAACCUGGCCGUGUUCGCCAUGGCCAGCGCCUGCGGUGGCAGCUGCCCAACGCCGUCGACCCCGUCGACGCCUACCCCAACGCCGGCCUCGUUCGGCAAGUGCCCCCGCGACGCGCUGAAGCUUGGCGUGUGCGCCAACGUGCUGGGCCUCAUCAAGGCCAAGAUCGGCGUGCCGCCCACCGAGCCCUGCUGCCCGCUGCUGGAAGGUCUCGUCGACCUCCAGGCCGCCGUGUGCCUCUGCACCGCCAUCAAGGGCAACAUCCUCGGCAUCAACCUCAACCUGCCAAUCGACGUCAGCCUCAUCCUCAACCACUGCGGCAAGACCGUGCCCACCGGGUUCAAGUGCCUCUAAGCAUUCUACCGCGUGCUCGAGAAUCGCGAUGUAUGCGGAUCGGAUGUCUUGACGUUUGAAUUCAGGUUUAUUUGGUUUGAGUACGAGCUAGCUGGUCUGCAUGCAUGACUGACUGGACGUGCUUCCAUGCAUGCAGUGGCAAAUGCGUACGCCUCGUUUGAUCACCUUUGCUUUAAUUUGUUGCUUAUUUCUUUUCCUGCACCAGUACAUGCCUGGGUCUGGAUUUAUUGGUUUUGUAUUCAGAACGCAUGAAUAAAGUUUGUCUGUUCAGUGCUUCACUA